AAUAUGAAUCAAAACUAAACGAUUUGCAAAAGAAAUAUAGAAUAGCUUUAAAUGAAGAAUCUGAGUAUGUUAAGUAUUUUGAAAAAACUUAUGAUGCAACAAUGAAGGCAUAUCAUGCAGUUGAGUUAUUUGAAAAUAAUGAAAAUGAAGAUCAAAGAAAGAUUUACGAAAUGGAUAAAAAUGCUGCAAUAGAAUAUUACCUACAAAAUCAAAUGCCUGACAUAUCAAACAAAAGCUUAUCUACUGUAUAUUGGAAUACAGAAAUACCCAGAUACGUAUUUAAAAAUUAUGAACUUUAUGUCGAUCCAACAGAAGAAAUCUAUUACCUUUCUCAAAUCAUACAAGCUGACUUGAUAUAUCUUGAAAAAAGAAAAACAUAUAAUACCAACUGUCGUAAAUUAACCGAUAUAGAAUAUGACGAAGUAAUUAUUUUAUACAAUUAUAAAAAUGUGAAGUUCAAGAACUUUUUAACUACUUCAUGUGCUACAUCUCUGCUACAAGUUUUUAUUCGGAACUCCAUCUCCUUGCACGUGUUUUACAAUGUUACCAAGUGUUGAUGAUUCAUAUGAGGAAUAUGAUAAAAUGAAACUUGAGUUUA
This is a messenger RNA of Melanaphis sacchari, 598 nucleotides long. RefSeq lists its product as uncharacterized. The transcript is spliced from 8 exons. The record is from RefSeq and is a predicted model, not a curated record. NCBI's taxonomy places the organism in Eukaryota, Metazoa, Arthropoda, Insecta, Hemiptera, Aphididae. Bases 102 to 557 code for a protein of 151 amino acids.